Molecule: messenger RNA, 5581 nt
Organism: Mirounga angustirostris (Northern elephant seal)
Lineage: Eukaryota; Metazoa; Chordata; Mammalia; Carnivora; Phocidae
Gene: NMUR1
Product: neuromedin U receptor 1
Exons: 3
Coding region: 95-1354 (419 amino acids)
Biological process (GO): neuropeptide signaling pathway
Cellular component (GO): plasma membrane
Molecular function (GO): neuromedin U receptor activity
Source: RefSeq, a predicted model, not a curated record
GGGCUGCUUGUGCGCCGGCUGCGGUCUGUCCGCCAGUCUGCUGGCCCCCGGCGCCGCGUCUGUUGGUCGGUCUCGCCACCCGCCCCGCGCCUCGAUGUCGCCGGCCGCAGAAGGCCUGGCCCCUCUCUGCUUCAACUGCUCCAUCCACCUUGGAGACUUGUCCCCAGGGGAUGCAAGGAGCCUUUUGCCCUGCAAUGGCAGUAGGGCCUCGGGGCUCCACGACCCUGAGGACUUGAACCUCACUGAUGAAGAACUGAGACUCAAGUACCUGGGGCCCCAGCAGACAGAGCUGUUUGUGCCCAUCUGCGCCAUGUACCUGCUGAUCUUCGUGGUGGGCACCGUGGGCAAUGGGCUGACCUGCACGGUCAUCCUGCGCCACAAGGCCAUGCGUACCCCCACCAACUACUACCUCUUCAGCCUAGCUGUGUCCGACCUGCUGGUGCUGCUUGUGGGUCUGCCGCUGGAGCUCUAUGAGAUGUGGUGUAACUACCCCUUCCUGCUGGGCGCUGGGGGCUGCUACUUCCGCACGCUGCUCUUCGAGACAGUCUGCCUGGCCUCCGUGCUCAAUGUCACCGCCCUGAGUGUGGAGCGCUACAUGGCCGUGGUGCAUCCGCUGCAGGCCAGGUCCAUGAUGACUCGGGUCCACGUGCGCCGUGUACUCGGGGCCAUCUGGGGCUUCGCUGUGCUUUGUUCUCUGCCUAACACCAGCCUGCAUGGCAUCCAGCAGCUGGAACUGCCCUGCCGGGGCAUAGUGCCCCACUCGGCUAGGUGCACCUUGGUCCACUCGCAGGCUCUCUACAACCUGGUCAUGCAGAUCACCACUCUGUUCUUCUUCUGCCUGCCCAUGGCCACCAUCAGCGUGCUCUACCUGCUCAUCGGGCUUCAGCUGCGGCGUGAGAGAUUGUGGCUGCUCAGGCAGGAGGCCAGGGCCAGGCCCAGUGACAGCUGCAGGUUUCAGCGGUCGCAGGAUCAGAGCCGGACACAGGUGACCAAGAUGCUGUUUGUGCUGGUCGUGGUGUUUGGGAUCUGCUGGGCCCCUUUCCACGCUGACCGCCUCAUGUGGAGCUUUGUGUACCAGUGGACCGAGGGCUUGGAACUGGCCUUCCAGUACGUGCAUGUUACCUCCGGCAUCUUCUUCUACCUCAGCUUGGCCAUUAACCCUGUGCUCUACAACAUCAUGUCGAGCCGCUUCAGGGAGACUUUCCAGGAAGCCCUGUGCUUGAGGACUCGGUGCCAAUACCACAGACCCUGCCGCAACUCCCACAGCCUCAGCAGGGUGACCAUGGGCAGCACCCUGUGUGACCUGGGCCCCCCGGGCAUCAGGAUCCACCCGCUGACUGAGAAUGGUGGCUGAGAGGGGCUGUAAGAGACUGACCCCUUCUGAGUGUCAGAGUGCCACAUGCAGUUUUGGGAACCACACUUGCCCUCCUCUUCAUGACCUGUUCCCCCUUGUGCCCCGUCCUCACUUCAGCCGAUAAGCUCGGACCGGCACCUCAGCGACUCCCCCCCCCCAAGAUUUUGGAAGGGAUAUAAGGUCGCUGCCUGCCCUCCAGAGCCCCAGGCCCACAGGUGAAGUCCUUCCUCUACAGAAACAAGGCAGCUGGUUAACUGGCAGAGCAAGCCUCCGCCUGGGGUCUCCCCCACCCCCACCCCCACUUUCUGAAAUGUGUUCAUGGGGCCCCACCUUUCCUUCCCAUUUCUCAUUGAGAUUCUGUAGGUUCUGACCCCUUCUGGCCCUCUCUAGCUCUUGGCUUGUGCCUGGGACCCCUGCCAACCUGAUCCUCCAAGGCCCCCACCCAGUCUGGAUCUCCACCUGGUGGGGUGGCUGGGCAGCGGGGCUGCCAGGGAUCCGGGGGACCUGGUUCUGAUCUCAGCCCUGCUGCCACCUCCUUGCCAGGUGGCAUCACCUUUCCCAGCCUUGGUCCCUUGUUUGCAAAAUAAAAGGGGCCCUGGGCGCCUGGGUGGCUCAGUUGGUUAAGCGACUGCCUUCGGCUCAGGUCAUGAUCCUGGAGUCCCGCAUCGGGCUCCCUGCUCGGCGGGGAGUCUGCUUCUCCCUCUGACCCUCCCCCCUCUCAUGUGCUCUCUCUCAUUCUCUCUCUCUCAAAUAGAUAAAUAAAAUCUUAAAAAAAAAAAAUAAAAGGGGCCCUGACAUUUCAGAGUGUCACACUUCGGCACUUCACCUGUGGUUUUCUGUGUGUGUGCAUAAAUCACGACUCGUAACAGAACUGCUGGAAAACCUAAGACCAACAAGGCGGAAAUUAUUCUCUACUUCCUCACCAGCUCACCACCCCCCAAUUCCUGUUCCCUCCCCCGACCUCUGUGUCCCCCCGCACCACCCCCCCAGAGCCACUCCUGGCAUGUUCUUUGCUUGGCACCCACUGAGGGCCUCCCAUUCCCCAUGUGUGUGGGAGGGAGGGGGGUGGGAACCCCUCAGUGUGUGACUCAUUGGAGACCAAGCCCAGGCUCUCACUACAGAAGCUGAAAGGCUCCCAGAUGCUCUCCACUGCUGAUGUCACCCUGUGGCCCAUGACUUGCACUCAGACAGCUGGAUGAUCCGACAUGGGACUCCUUCUCUGGAGCGAGUGAUACUGAGACCCGUGACGAUCCGUGGGCCUCCUGCCACCCAGCCUCCCUUGGUUUCUGCCCAUUUUCUCUGCCAGCUUUUCCAGCCUUCCUGUUGAUGUUCUGAGCUGCUGAGAGCUUUUCAAUAAAUUCCUUUUCUGCUUGAGUUGGCUAGAGUCGUUUGCUGUUGUUUGCAGCUGAGAACCUUAACAGAUUCAUCUGUUCACUGGUUUGAAGGUUAUGCAUUGUUUGUUCUACUAGUGGUUAUCUUUACACAUUUCUAAGAUGAGCAGAUGUUAUCACUGAUUUGUUACAACCCCAAACAACAAACAGUCUGUAGUACUUCAUGAUCAUUGUCCCUCUAGCUCGUUGUUUUUAAAACUAUCUUUUGUGGGGUUUUUGUUUUAAAGAUUUUAUUUUAGAGAGAGCAUGCGUGCAAGAGAGAGAGAGCAUGCGCACAAGCAGGGGGGAAGGGCAGAGGGAGAGGGACAAGCAGACUCCCCACUGAGUGCAGAGCCUGACAUGGGGCUCAAUCUCAUGACCCUGAUAUCAUGCCCUGAGCCGAAAUCAAGAAUCAGAGGCUCAACUGACUGAGCCACCCAGGCGCCCCUCUUUUUUUUCUUUUUUAAGACAAGAAAAAUGAGGACAGACUUAAGGAAUUUGAUGCUAGAGACAUAUUUACAUGUUUCUAACAGUCUAAAAACCUCGUCAGCACAAGAAGAGAACCGGAGUGUGCUUCUCCUGACAAAGCAGUAGGGUACAGAAGUGGUGAGCAAGGACUCUGGAGUCAGGCUGCCCAGGUUUGAAUCUGGGCUCAGCCACUAAUUACCCUUAAAAGUCAGAAUGACCUGGGGCCAAAGCCAGACUGGACUGAAAGGUAUUGACAUCUCUAAACAGAGAAUGUGCCACCUGCCUGCACCCAAAUAAAACUCCCAGGCCCAUACUGACAACAGCAUCCUUCCAAACAGUGUCCAAGUGCCUAAAUCUACAAGGUUUAGUGUGAGGAAGGUAGUUACUCUCUAAGGUAAUUGUCCCUCUGUGUGGCCUCUUGAAACGCUGUACCCCAACCUCACCCUGUUUCAAGCUUCUGCACAGGGCAGGGAAGGACAACAGGGGGGCUGUUUAGGAACAGAGGCCCAAGGCCCAGGGGAGGGACUCAUGGAAGGCUAUACCUGACUGGUAAGAGUACCCUUGCUCAGGAGAAGUGGCCCGAGGCUGGGGCGAGACUGGAAGGCCUGGAAGCUGCUACCACAUUCUCUGGAACAUCUGCAAGAGGACCUGGGAUCUUUUUAGCUAAGAUUCAUGUACCUUCAUCAGCAUUAAAGCCAGGUGGGCAUCAUCCAUUCAGCUAACAUCUGUUGAGCACCGUGCGCCUGGCAUCAUACAGAGCUGGAACGGGGACAUACAAAUAUACUGGCGUGUAAGUGCUCUGACAGCUGGGACUCUGGGGGCACAGAAAAGGGGCACCUGCCCCAGGGGAGGGAAGGCGUCCAGGAGGAAGUGAUGCUGCUCAAGACUCAAAGUCCUGGGAGACGGGGUCUGACUGGCCUCUGAGCUCUGGCCAGGGGAGGGUGGAGCAUCUUUAAGGGCAAUUCCACCAAAACUGAAUCCAGGGAAGGAGGGAGGAGACCCUAAAGGGAAUGAAGGCUGUCGGGAGGAGGCGUGGACAUCAGACAGGCAAAAACAAAGCAAAGCAGACUGUGUUCCACAUUCACAGCUGUCCUUCUCUGUACUUUCCUGGCUGUUCUUCCUGGAAUUUGGAUUUGGAAUUUUCCCGCCAAUCUUUUUCCCUGUCUGGUUUACCUUUGUUAGACAUGCAUAGGCAGGAUUUCUUUUGUUUCUAUUUUAGUAAAUUAAAAAAAAAAAAAGUACAAAAAUGAAAGUAAUACUUAAAAAAUUUUCUUUUCCAAUUUAUUUAAGUAAUCUCUACACCCUUGAACUCUUUUCCCACUGAGCCAGCCAGGUGCCCCGAAAGUAGUACUUCUAUUCCCAGCACCGAAAUUAACCUCUGUUAAGAUUCUGGCAAUUUGAUUCCGAUCAUUUCCUCACACAUAUCCCCUGCCCCCAUAAUGAAUAAUAGAUUGUUUUCAAUCAUUUGCUUUACAAAACAAACUGCCUAGGACCAUCAGGUGGAAAAUCAAUGGUUAUAAUGGAUGAUGAAGCGAGAACACCCAAACUGAUCAGUUUUAACAUCUCUAAAGUGGGACAACCGGGCAUUAAGUGCCCCCUAGAGGUAGGCAAAAGAAGUACAUGCCACCAACCAUGAAGUCUUACUGCAAAAAACCCUGAGCUUUAAUCUAAUGAAGGCUCCAGAUCUAACUACCAGUUUACAAGAACUGAGGGUGGACAAAUAUGUUCAAGAUACCUUAAAGGUGUCAGCCAAAUCCAGAAUAAGGAUAAAUUCUAUAGGACAAAUGACUUGGUUUCUUCAAUAAAUAGAUAACAUUUAAAAGAGGUUCUCUUCUUCGACCUUGGCUGUAGCAACUUCUUGCUAGACAGGUCUCCAAAGGCAAGGGAAACAAAAGCAAAAAUGAACUAUUGGAACUUCAUCAAGAUAAAAAGACAACAGACAGAAUGAGAGAAGGUAUUUGCAAAUGACAUAUCAGAUAAAGGACUAGUAUCCAAAAUCUAUAAAGAAUUUAUCAAACUCAACACCCAAAAAACAAAUAAUCCAGUCAAGAAAUGGGCAGAAGAUAUGAACAGACAUUUCUCCAAAGAAGACAUACAAAUGGCCAACAGACACAUGAAAAAAUGCUCAACAUCACUCGGCAUCAGGGAAAUCCAGAUCAAAACCUCAAUGAGAUGCCACUUCACACCGGUCAGAAUGGCUAAAAUUAACAAGUCAGGAAACAACAAAUGUUGGUGAGGUUGCGGAGAAAGGGGAACCCUCCUACACUGUUGGUGGGAAUGCAAGCUGGUGCAGCCACUCUGGAAAACAGUAUGGAGGUUCCUCAAAAAGUUGAAAAUAGAGCUACCCUACAACCCAGCAAUUACACUACUGGGUAUUUACCCAAAGGAU